AUGCAAGCUGAACAAUCGAAAAAAGUUGGAUGUUUUAUUAAGAAAUUUAUGACUGAUCAGAAUAUUGUGCCCGUGGUUGAACAAGCAAUGGCUGAUCAAAUUUUGGAAGGCCAGGAAGUGAUGGUGGAAGUGCUCAAUACUAUUGGUGAAAUUACAAUUGAAGAAAACCUUACACGUUUAGCGAAAAUUUUCGCAAAUAUUUGUAUUAGUGAAAAUAAUUUACGUACAAUCGAAGAACAAUUAAAAGAAAAUCUAAAUGAAUCCAAUGCAAAAAAAUUAUUUGCAAAACAAAUAUUAAAGGAAAUUCAUCAUGUCAUCCAAGCGAAUAGUUGUAUUUCAUUCGAUAAUGAUUUCUUGAAGCAUGUAAUUCAUCUAUUAUGGUUCAUCGUGGAAUAA
Molecule: messenger RNA, 396 nt
Organism: Rotaria sordida
Lineage: Eukaryota; Metazoa; Rotifera; Eurotatoria; Philodinida; Philodinidae
Source: the annotation of a GenBank genome assembly